Messenger RNA from Drosophila teissieri, 1631 nucleotides. RefSeq lists its product as uncharacterized. The transcript has a single exon. The coding region runs from base 96 to 1475 and encodes 459 amino acids. The record is from RefSeq and is a predicted model, not a curated record. Lineage: Eukaryota; Metazoa; Arthropoda; Insecta; Diptera; Drosophilidae.
UUAUGAUACCCACGUGCGACGCCUUUUACAAAUUUCACAUGACAGUUCUAUUUGAAUUGGGAAAUAUAUUUUGAACUAAAACCGUAAUUGCGAGAAUGCUCAGUCUGAGGAAUGGAAUCUUCGCGGGAAAUCUUCUCGGCAGCGGCUUUUGCCUUCAGCGAUUUGCGACCUGUGCUUGUCGCUCUCCGCGAAAGCCUCUGGCGGGAAACUCCCCGAAGAAACCAUUCAAGCAACUGAACAAUGACUCGGAGGAGCAGAAGCGCAUAUCGGUCCUGAUAGAGCUCGGGUGUCAAUGUCCUCAGAAGUCACGCAAGGAGCGUUGGUUCUCUAUCAACCAGCGCAUUAUUCUGGCCCUGGCCACGGCCCUGAAUCGUCCUCCGGAUUUAGUGUCUGACUUUUUGCACACACUGACCCUCCAGAACUUUGCAGAGAUCCUUUCUCCCGCCGGGACCUUAGGACCCUCUUGUAGAGUUCCCUAUGUGAACGGCUUUGCCUGUGAUAAUUUUAUGAGAAUUUUUGAUACUCAUGGAAACGUAAGGAGCCGCUUUAGUCAAGACUCACUGCAGCUACUAAUGCGCGCCGUGCAAACUGUUUUAAAGCAAUCUCCACACAAGGAGCUCCGCGCAACUGACGCAGGCUUUAGCGGCCAACGUGGCACAACUAAAAGGGAUUCCAUAGCGCGUAGAGCUGGCAUCGAUCGCGACUCUAUCGCUCAUCAAAACGGCAGGAGGCGAUUAAAAAACUCGGAAGCGAGGGCCUCAGAAAAGAGAAGCUAUCUUAACAUGGGGCUGGAACAACGACCAGUGGAUCCUGGAUAUGUUUUCGGGUCAAGCCUUGAAUCCGCGGGCCUAGAUGUCAUGUAUACGCCCGAAAAUUGGGCGCUUGAGGAUUCAUUUAUCUUAGAGCGGACCAGGCGGCUCGCCAAAUUGCUUUUUCAGGUGAAUGAUAAGACGUAUCUAACGCGCGAUACCGAGAAACUAAUAACUGCCAUCAAAGAGCUCAAACUGAAUGGUACUGUUACUAAUCCAAAACAGCCCUCAAGUCAUACCAGCAUUGCUAAGCGAAUUUCCGAUUCGUACUAUGAAAGGGUCAAGGCCUCUGCAUCGAAAGCCCUUCUUAAGAGCUAUUUGGCUCGCGGCUCGAGGAAAAGAAAGAAAGCCAGUGAUAGUGAGGCAGUUCCUAGGCAGACCACGAACCGACAGUACUAUGGCGAUCCGCUCCCGGUGCUCCUGCACGAACCGUUUGAUCGGGAAAAGCCGUGGACCUGGUUACGCCGCCAUCCCCACCAGAUGCGCAUGGAUGGAACGGGUAAGGUGACACAGGGAACUAUCCGUCGCUACCGACGCGACACGAUAGAGCAGCUGAUGCAGACGGAAAAGGAGCGAUCUUCGGUGAUCACUGUGAUUUCCAUGGGUGAUGAUAACGCAGCCGAGAAAGCGCAGCCCAUGUUUGGCCAGAAAGCAUCUAGGAACUAGACAUUGGACUCCCCGUUUCCCCGAUCGUGGAUUAACAAAAUUUACAUAGAAAAAAUUAUAUGUGGCGAUCCAAAAGCGAUCCAUUAACCUGCAUAGUCUAUGAGUAAUUAAAUAGUCAAGAUUUAUAAUACUUACAUAACGAACAAUUUAAAUACA